Messenger RNA from Sinocyclocheilus grahami, 1272 nucleotides. RefSeq names its product follistatin-A-like. Gene Ontology annotation, biological process: cell differentiation; multicellular organism development; negative regulation of activin receptor signaling pathway. Bases 68 to 1117 code for a protein of 349 amino acids. Gene Ontology annotation, cellular component: extracellular region. NCBI's taxonomy places the organism in Eukaryota, Metazoa, Chordata, Actinopteri, Cypriniformes, Cyprinidae. The record is from RefSeq and is a predicted model, not a curated record. The transcript has 6 exons. Gene Ontology annotation, molecular function: protein binding; activin binding.
UCAGCACUGCCUGAGUAAGAAGAUUACUUUUACACUGCUCGUCUAGAUACUCUUUCUCUCUUUAAACAUGCAAAGGAUGCUAAAGCCUCAGCCGCUCCACCCGGGAAUGAUUUUAUUACUCUUAUGGCUCUGUUAUUUGAUUGAAGAUCAAAAAGUGCAAGCUGGUAACUGCUGGCUACAGCAAGGCAAGAACGGGAGAUGUCAGGUCCUCUACAUGCCUGGGAUGAGUCGAGAGGAAUGCUGCCGGAGUGGGAGGCUGGGUACAUCUUGGACUGAGGAAGAUGUGCCAAACAGCACAUUAUUCAGGUGGAUGAUCUUCAGUGGCGGGGCUCCAAACUGCAUACCUUGUAAAGAGACAUGUGAUAAUGUGGACUGUGGCCCUGGGAAGAAAUGUAAAAUGAACAGGAGGAGUAAGCCUCGCUGCGUCUGCGCCCCAGACUGCUCCAACAUCACCUGGAAGGGGCCGGUGUGCGGCUCAGACGGGAAAACAUACCGAGAUGAAUGUGCCCUUUUGAAAUCCAAAUGCAAAGGGCACCCGGAUCUGGAGGUGCAGUAUCAAGGCAAAUGCAAAAAGACGUGCCAUGAUGUCAUGUGUCCGGGAAGUUCGACUUGCGUGGUGGACCAGACAAACAACGCAUACUGUGUGACGUGCAACCGCAUAUGCCCAGAGGUCACGUCUCCAGAUCAGUACCUUUGUGGCAACGAUGGGAUUGUUUACGCCAGCGCGUGCCAUUUAAGGAGAGCCACGUGCUUGCUUGGUAGAUCCAUUGGUGUGGCAUAUGAAGGGAAAUGCAUCAAGGCCAAGUCAUGCAAUGAUAUCCAGUGCAGCGUGGGGAAGAAGUGUCUAUGGGAUUCCAAGAUGGGUCGUGGGCGCUGUGCAGUUUGCGUGGAGUCGUGCCCAGAAAGUCGCUCAGAGGAGGCCGUGUGUGCCAGCGACAACACCACAUAUCCCAGCGAGUGCGCCAUGAAGCAGGCCGCUUGCUCUUUGGGGGUUCUCCUGGAGGUUAAGCAUUCAGGAUCUUGCAACUCCAUUACCGAAGACCAGGAGGAUGAUGACGAAGAGGAAGACCAGGACUACAUGGCUUAUAUCCAAUUAUCACCUGUACUGGAUGGAUAAAGCACCAUCAACCAGUGGAACAGUCCUAGGGCAAGGAAUCACGUCCACACUGUACAUAUGUGUAUGCUAAUUUAUUUUUCAGAGAAAAAAGAAAAAAGUAUACAUGUAGUCCAGUCUGCUUGAUGCUUAUUUAUACAGUGUUCUGUUUUAUAAUU